This is a messenger RNA of Oldenlandia corymbosa var. corymbosa, 880 nucleotides long. NCBI's taxonomy places the organism in Eukaryota, Viridiplantae, Streptophyta, Magnoliopsida, Gentianales, Rubiaceae. The record is from the annotation of a GenBank genome assembly.
GUCGUCGUCGUGGACGUCUCAAAUCCUCAGUAGUUGGAGUGAUCUUCCUGAAGAUCUUUGGGAUGGAAUACUGCGUAAAUUGUUGGAUCCUUCCGCUUACAUUCAAUUAGGAAGGGUUUGUAAAUCGUUCCGUACAGUAGCCAUGCGACAAAAACCUGAACGACAAGCAACAAUGCAUGCACAGGCACCACUCGUACUUCUAGUUAAGUCUCAAUACCAGGAAAGUUUACCCAUCGGAUCUCAGCUGGUUGGCAAACUGUACAGCAUCGAGGAAACUAAAGUAUACAAUCACGACGUUCGUUACCCGGGUCCGCUACGUCGCUCCUCUCGUGGUUGGUUAAUCAGUAGUAUGUACAAUCGGCUUCGUCGGCAUCGUCGUGAUUCGUUGGAACUUCUUAAUCCGUGUACUGAAAAGAUCACCGAAAUCCCUAAGGAUACACGUGUUGGUUACUGGAAAGUAACUUUGUCUUGCGAUCCUACAACAAAUCCGAAUGAUUUCGUGGUCGGUGCACUAAGUAAUUUUGACCACGGUGAUCGACUACGUGAUAAAUUUCACAACGGAUUGUUGUAUGGCCUGAACGAGAAUGGUCGGGUUGUUGCUUUUGAUUGCGGAAGUAGUAAUCAUGAUGAUGAUCAGUUAGUUCCCACAAUCAUUGUACCUGGAGAUGAUAGGACUCCUUUGUGGCUCCCUUGCCUGGUGGAAGCUUCUAAUGGUGACUUAUUGCUAGUAGAGUGUCAUUAUCGUGUAUGGAUCGGAAACUCGUCAAGAGGGAAACACAGAACCCGGCCGGCGUUGACAGUGUUGAGGAAUUCAGUUGGGAACAAAUUUCGGAGUUGGAAAACGGGGAUUCCUUAUUUCUCGUCUUACUAUGGUUUCUGA